This is a messenger RNA of Cyclopterus lumpus (lumpfish), 2144 nucleotides long. Its product is annotated as core histone macro-H2A.2. Gene Ontology annotation, cellular component: nucleosome. The transcript is spliced from 9 exons. The coding region runs from base 645 to 1751 and encodes 368 amino acids. Gene Ontology annotation, molecular function: DNA binding; structural constituent of chromatin; protein heterodimerization activity. NCBI's taxonomy places the organism in Eukaryota, Metazoa, Chordata, Actinopteri, Perciformes, Cyclopteridae. Gene Ontology annotation, biological process: nucleosome assembly. The record is from RefSeq and is a predicted model, not a curated record.
CAGUUUGACUUCCCCCAUGAAGUGGUUGUCAUCUCCCUUCAUGGGUCUAUUGGCUUCGACACAUCAAAAGAUGGAGGCGAGCGCUGUGAUUGGCUGAGGAGCCUCCGGGGACUUCUCCCGUGAUGCAUCAAACCGGCUGCGUGGAUCAUCUGGAUGGAUCAUCUGUCUGAUUCACUCCCCACUGCGUGCACGUUCAAGGAGAAGAGGAGCGGUCGUGUUCCUCUACCUGUUGGGGCUUCACCCACACCCCGAGCCCGGUGCAGCAAGUGAACCACACACACCUACUCCCAGGGCCCUUCUAAUCCGGGCCUAGCAUUUCGGAUCCGUUUGACCUCCGAGGAGGAUGCAUGGGCAUUAAGAACAUCUCCCAUGUGAGCCCGUCGAGUGCCUUCCCUCUCGGAGCCAUGUCAGGGGGCGUUUUCACUGCAUGUUCCCUCGCCUGAUUUCCCCCCUUCGCAGCAUCGGGAGCGCAGAGCCAGCCUCCAACCAGACUGCGCGGUUCCUGCUCGCUCUGUGGGGGUUUCCUGAGGUCUGGGAGGCAGCGACGUCCGAGGACAGCGAACGGGCACAAGGACAACAAAGCGCCGCCUGUCACCGGAGGAUUCGUCGGUCUUUCCGUGCAGGAGCAUCUGGGACAAAACAGGAUGUCAGCCAGAGGAGGAAAGAAGAAGGCCACCAAGCUGUCCCGUUCAGCCAGGGCGGGCGUCAUCUUCCCCGUGGGAAGGAUGAUGAGGUACUUGCGCACCGGCACGCACAAAUACCGCAUUGGCAUGGGGGCGCCGGUCUACAUGGCAGCCGUCAUCGAGUACCUGGCAGCUGAGAUCUUGGAGUUGGCAGGAAACGCAGCGCGGGACAACAAGAAAGGCCGAAUCACUCCCAGACACAUCAAGCUGGCUGUGGCCAACGACGAGGAGCUCAACCAGCUCCUGAGGGGCGUCACCAUAUCAAACGGAGGCGUCCUGCCCCGGAUCCACCCGGAGCUGCUCUCCAAGAAGAGGGGCAACAGGGUGAAAGUGGACAGCCCGGCGUCCAUCCCCGAGAAGAAGGUCGAACGCUCGAAGAGCAAGAAACCUGUCAAGUCCUUCAAAAAGGUCAAAGGGAAGCGAGGACGCAAGCCAAAGAGCACAGACAGCGAGUCGGUACCGAACUCCACAGUGGAAGACAGUCCGGGGGACGGGUUCACCAUCCUGUCAGCCAAGAGCCUGUUCCUGGGACAAAAGCUUUCACUCACGGAGAGCGAAAUCAGCAAAAUCGGAGCGAUCAAAGUGGAGGGCAUAAUUAACCCCACGAACGCAGAGAUGGACCUGAAAGACGGAGUGGGCAACGCCCUGGAGAAGGCCGGAGGCCGAGAGUUCCUGGAUGCGGUCAAGGAGCUGCGGAAAGCACAGGGGCCUCUGGAGGUGGCUUCAGUGGCCGUGAGCCAGGCCAGCGGGAUGGCCGCCCGCUUCAUCAUCCACUGUAACGUCCCUCAGUGGGGCUCAGAGAAGUGUGAGGACCAGCUGGAGAAGACGGUGAAGAACUGCCUCUCUGCAGCGGAGGACAAGAAGCUGAAGUCCGUGGCGUUCCCGGCUCUUCCUGCUGGACGGAACGGGUUCCCCAAGCAAACGGCCGCCCAGCUCAUCCUCAAGGCCAUCUCCAACCAUUUUGUGUCGUCCAGCAGCUCCUCCCUGAAAAACAUUUACUUUGUGCUGUUCGACAGCGAGAGCAUCGGCAUCUACCUUCAGGAAAUGGCCAAGCUGGACGCCAAGUAGGAGUUUUCUAACUGUCGUGUGUUGCAGGUGGUGUCGAUAGGGGACAAGACCGUGUGUGUGUGUGUGUGUGUGUGUGUGUGGGGAGGGCGGGGGGUAGGGGGAGGGGGGUUUGAUGUGGAAUCUGUGUUGGUUAAAGAGGGGAAACAAAUGUGUGUGAGUGGAGUGCUGUUCUCAUGUGCGUCCCACUGUCCUCCAUCAGAUUGUAUUCUUUAUAGAGUAGAUCAUUUGAGUCCGUGCAGUCCGUCAUGACGUCCCUCGUUUCAAUGAUGUUUUUACAUUCCAUGUACAAAUAGAACAGUUUUGCCUCCCUGUAGUUUCUGAUACACUUAGUUUACUAAAAAACUGUGGUUCUCAUUCCGCUUUGAAAUAAAACCUCAGAUGUUUUACACCAGA